Molecule: messenger RNA, 2604 nt
Organism: Anopheles coluzzii
Lineage: Eukaryota; Metazoa; Arthropoda; Insecta; Diptera; Culicidae
Product: G protein-activated inward rectifier potassium channel 3-like
Exons: 5
Coding region: 922-2406 (494 amino acids)
Biological process (GO): regulation of monoatomic ion transmembrane transport; potassium ion import across plasma membrane
Cellular component (GO): plasma membrane
Molecular function (GO): inward rectifier potassium channel activity
Source: RefSeq, a predicted model, not a curated record
UGGCGCUAUGAACUUCCCAAUGGUCUAAUUCUACCGGCAAACACAUUGCUAUCCAAGUUCGUGUCGAAUUAGCAGCUCCUUAAUGGACGGUCUUUCUGUGGGACUGUGCUCCAAAGAGUUGAUGUUUGUUUGCCUGCCGUACUGUUCAACCGGUUAGGUGAUAAGAAACGUGUCAAUUUGCAGCUCGCGCAAACGUCUUGACCGGCGCAGUGUUUGAUGACCGAUGGGCAAACAUUCCGGUUGGUUGCGGUCUACUCUUCAGACCACCAAGACGGCGGUUGAUUAAUCGUUUAUCGGUCCCGUCUGGGAUGACCAUCGCCAACGGGAAGCCGUUAUCUCCUUUGCCGGUAGAGUACCGCAACCAAGAGAUAAGCAUGCAACAUCAGGUACUGAUUGGAAUGCUCUGUGUCGCCAAAUCAAUGCGAAAUGUGGUUUUGCAGUGUCUUCUGGGGUGGCCUCAAGCACCGAUUAGCUGGCAAUUAGAUGGAUUAGCACGAUAUCGGAGAGCGUCGCUAUGAUGUAAAGAUAUUCUAGACACGUAUCAAUCUGCUCGAACACAUGUCUUGAACGUUUUUGUUUAGCUUCUUGAGGUGCGUUUCAAUGUGUUUGUAAGCACUGUCUUGAGUGUUACAAAACUGGAUAAACAUUGACUCAUCGGUAGUAUCGGCUUGAAAUGCAACGUUCAUUUUUGUUUUGUUGUAAAAUGACGCUACCAGGUGUGAUAGACGACCCUUAGUACCGAGUACCAGCGUCUUUUCGCAAUCUUAUCGAGCUCCUCACAUUAUCGAUUACUCACCAAAUUGUGAUAACGAUACGAGGUUUGUCAGCCGAACUCACCCGGAACAGUACGCAGGGCCAGUCGUUUGUUUGCUGCGUUUGAAAGAAGAAGCGCCGGAGCGUCUAAGACACACAGGUUCCGGCAUGGGGCCUGCUUCCGAAACCAUACCGAUCGAUGCAAGGAGAGACUCUAGCACGAACCGUGUACUUCGCCCGGGAGUGAAUCGAAAGUAUCGCAAGCGCGCCAUCUUGAAGAACGGAGACUGCAAUGUGGUGCUAUCGCGACCACCCCGGCAACAUUUGCGCUUUUUGCAGGACAUCUUCACCACGCUGGUCGAUGCGCAGUGGCGUUGGACGUUGCUCGUGUUUGCGUUCAGCUUUGUCGGGUCGUGGCUGUUCUUCGCCGUCAUCUGGUGGCUGAUUUCGUACACGCACGGUGACCUUGAGGAGUUACAUCUGCCCGAUAACCAGUCUGAAAUCGGAUGGAUCCCGUGCGUGUACAACAUCUACUCGUUCACGUCGGCGUUCUUGUUUUCGAUCGAAACGCAGCACACGAUCGGGUACGGUGUGCGCACCACGACGGAGGAGUGUCCGGAAGCCAUCUUCGUAAUGUGCUUCCAGUCGAUCUACGGUCUCAUGAUACAGGCGUUCAUGGUUGGCAUAGUGUUCGCGAAGAUGACGCGUCCGAAGCAGCGCAGCCAGACGCUGCUGUUUUCGAAAAAUGCCGUCGUCUGCCAGCGCGAUGGUGAGCUGUGUCUGAUGUUCCGCGUGGGGGAUAUGCGCAAGAGUCACAUUAUCGGUGCGUCCGUGCGAGCGCAGCUGAUAAGAACGAAGACGACGCGCGAAGGAGAAACGAUGGCCCAGUAUCAGCACGAGCUGGACGUGGGCUCGGACGGCAGCUCGUCGGAGCUGUUCUUCAUCUGGCCCCAGAUUGUGGUGCAUCGGAUCGAUAAGAACUCGGCACUGUACAACAUGUCGGCGUCGGAUAUGCUGCGCGAGCGGUUCGAGGUCGUCGUCAUUCUGGAGGGUACAGUGGAGUCGACGGGCCAAUCGACACAGGCACGGUCGAGCUACGUCAACACGGAAAUUCUGUGGGGUCAUCGGUUCGAGCCGGUGGUGUGCUACAACAGAGAACAGCAGGGAUAUGAAAUCAACUACAGCAAGUUUGACUCAACGCUGCAGGUCGACACACCGCUCUGUUCGGCCCGAGAGCUGGCCGAGUUUUAUCGAGCGCAGGACGACUAUCGCCCACCGACCGAUGUUGGCGAUAAUAUGUCCACGAAGACGCAGCUCGAGCGCCGUUGGAAGGAUCACUACAGCACGAUAGUGAACACGCUCAGCCAGUACCAUCUCGCGGAUGAAGCGGGCGUCGGCGGUGGCACAGAUCAUCUCUAUCCUACGCGCUACCUCACGAUACAGGGCGUUCCGCGGCGAAGGAAAUCGUACGUCGCGCUGCAAAACAAUCUGUGGAACUUGUUCGACCGUCCCCCGAAUCCACGGCUAAAGAUAACGUCUAAGGAGGACGGUGCCGGCAGUCCACGGCGAGUGUCGGACGAUGAUCCGAUCGUGAACAGUGUGACGGUGCAGAAUAUCAACGAACGGUUCACAGCUGGUGGAGGUGGAGCAUAAGUGCUGGAGGUGUUCGUGCGUUACAAAGAUCUGGUUUUAGGUUCGAUGUGGCUCUUUGCCGUCUGGAGUGUGGCGGGUUUGCAGUGUACUUACGUUUAAGUGUGUAGUAGUAGCCGGUUGAACCAGUUAGCUUUAGUGUACGAAUUCCAGCUUGCAAUGGGAGAUGAAAUAAAAUUACUCUUUUAUUUAUCACUGCAA